Coffea eugenioides is the source of this 2009-nucleotide messenger RNA. RefSeq names its product probable mitochondrial adenine nucleotide transporter BTL3. Lineage: Eukaryota; Viridiplantae; Streptophyta; Magnoliopsida; Gentianales; Rubiaceae. The transcript is spliced from 4 exons. The record is from RefSeq and is a predicted model, not a curated record. The coding region runs from base 172 to 1467 and encodes 431 amino acids. Gene Ontology annotation, biological process: transmembrane transport.
GAUGGAAGCAAAGCCGUAAAACCUCCAUUUUCUUGCUUCCAUUCUCCACCUUCAACUUUAUAUAAACUCCAUUUCAAUUUAAACAUUCAAAAAAAAGGGGAAAAAUCAAUCCAACCCAUUAUUGAAUUCAUUUCCCUCAACAAAGAACAAUAGUUUUCUCCUAUUUUCCAAAUGCCAGGGGCGGGACUAGCAAAAGCCACUGAUAAAAACCCAAACUGUAAAGAAAUUGUUUUUAUUGGCGGAAUUUUUCUUGAUAAUACAAUUUCUUCUUCAAUUCUAGAUGCAAUUUCUUCAAAAACAACUCAUUCUGAUGACCCGCAUUUCUCCAUUUCUUACCAGAAAAAGAAGCCUUUGUUCAAAUUUCCCGCGGUUAAGGGGGGCGAUUUUUUGUGUGUUGGAUUGUCAAUUAGGAGUAAAAACGGUUUGGUUGAGAAUUCUAACCAAUUUUUGUGGUUUAAUGGAGUUGAAAGAAGCUGUAAAGAAGAAGCAUUAGUGGAGCCCAAUGGGGUUGGCGAUAUUGAAGAUGAGGGAAACAAGCAGAAGGUGCAAUUGCGCGACAGCGGUCGCGGAGCCGUGAAUACCACCAAACAUUUGUGGGCUGGAGCUGUAGCUGCCAUGGUUUCAAGAACAUUUGUUGCUCCGUUGGAGAGACUAAAACUUGAAUAUAUGGUUCGUGGUGAAGAGAAGAAAUUGUUUGAGCUCAUCAAGACUAUUGCUGCUACUCAAGGCUUGAGAGGCUUCUGGAAAGGAAAUUUAGUUAACAUUCUCCGCACUGCUCCUUUCAAGGCGGUCAACUUUUAUGCCUAUGAUACAUACAGAAAGCAACUUCUUAAAUUACAUGGAAAUGAAGAAACCACGAAUUUUGAGCGGCUUAUUGCUGGUGCUGCUGCUGGUAUUACUGCUACUGUCCUCUGCUUGCCUCUGGACACUAUCAGGACCAAAUUGGUAGCUCCUGGUGGAGAAGCCUUGGGUGGUGUAAUUGGUGCUUUUCGUCAUGUGAUCCAAACUGAGGGGUUCUUUUCUCUUUACAAGGGUUUACUUCCCUCCAUAAUGAGUAUUGCACCUUCAGCUGCUGUUUUUUAUGGUGUAUAUGAUAUAUUGAAAUCGGCUUAUUUGCACUCUGCCGAAGGAAGGAAAAGAAUUCAGAAUAUGAAGCGACAGGGUCAAGAACUGAAUGCUUUGGACCAGCUGGAAUUGGGACCAAUCAGGACCUUACUGCAUGGGGCUAUUUCUGGUGCCUGUGCUGAAGCUGCCACCUACCCUUUUGAGGUUGUCAGGAGACAGCUUCAACUGCAAGGCCGGUAUAAUAAAGGUGGUGUGUUAACAACUUCUAUAAAGAUAGUUGAGCAUGGAGGUGUACCAGCUCUUUAUGCAGGACUAGUACCGAGUUUACUACAGGUACUACCUUCGGCAGCAAUAAGCUAUUUUGUCUACGAGUUUGUGAAGAUCAUCCUCAAAGUGGAAUAGCAAUUCAAAUUCUUCUCAGUGAAUUUUUGGAGUCAAAAGAGUUCAAAAUGAGCGUCUCUUUUAACUUUCCAAGCGGUAUGAAAGCUCGUCUACUUCUCACCCAUUUCAUCUUUUAGACUCUAGACUGAUACAAUGAGUAGCAUAGGUUUUAGACCAUUUUCUCAUCUGUUAUACGUAGCGGAAACUUGAUUUUGCUAAUUGCAAAACUCUUCUGAGUGCAACUCUGAACUUCCAAUAGGCAACAUGGUGUACUUUGUGCAUCUUAUUCUCUAAGGAAGAUGCUGCCUGAAUACCUGCUGCAGGGUAGAUGUUCGUUUUAACUGAGUUUUAGAUUGACAUUACUAGAUGAAGUCCCAAUCUUUAAUCGUAUGAUGUAGUAUCUCUGAAAUGCACUUUUGUUUUCUUUCUUCAUCACAAAAUAACACCAAUUGAUUGGGUGAUGUGAAAGUGAUGAUUGCUCAUGGUGCUUCACCAAGCUUGUAUUUGCUUUUGGUUUUCAGCAUGAGGUGUGGUUUCAACUCUCACUUUCACACCUUUCAUCA